Messenger RNA from Pseudomyrmex gracilis, 2345 nucleotides. RefSeq names its product transcription factor SOX-14-like. The coding region runs from base 848 to 1846 and encodes 332 amino acids. Gene Ontology annotation, biological process: anatomical structure morphogenesis; cell differentiation; regulation of DNA-templated transcription. The record is from RefSeq and is a predicted model, not a curated record. Lineage: Eukaryota; Metazoa; Arthropoda; Insecta; Hymenoptera; Formicidae. The transcript is spliced from 2 exons. Gene Ontology annotation, molecular function: DNA-binding transcription factor activity, RNA polymerase II-specific; RNA polymerase II cis-regulatory region sequence-specific DNA binding.
CGUGUCCGCUGGUUCCAUACCGACACGGAAACUCAUCUUCGGAAAAGAGUCGCUCAAUAAUAAUUCGUAAUUUUUUGUGACGACUGUUGUUGCAACAUGAUCCCACACCCGACGACGUCAAAACAGACUGACAUCUUACUUCGAGAUUUCUUUUGUCGUGAAAUUCUUCAAGAACGAUUUAUCAAGAAAUCACAGAAUCUUUUGUGAGAGAAUCUAGUGGAUAAAUUGUAUGAUUUUUUGUAAGACGAGUUAAACGCUAUAUUUCGCUGUCAGACAAAGGGUCAUUAAGAGUCAAUUGUGUCGGGAAACGUCUGCAACGUCUGUCGAAAAUAUGUUGAGCUUUUAAAAUGUGUGAGUUUUUUCUCCAAUUGUCAUACGAGAAGAUUUCACGAAUGUUGCCGUCGGUUGUGAGCACAAUAUAAACAUACGAUAUUUGUCUCGAUUCUACUAUUAUCGUAGAUUAUUAUUGAAUAUAUAUAAUCGAAUAAACGGAAUUAUUUCAAAAACACUUGAAACAAUAUUUAACACGAAGUUUUAAGAAAUACACCAAUAUUAUUUCGUCAAUAUUAUUUUCGCGAAUAAACGUGAGUCAGACUAGAAGAUAAAGAGAAGAUAAAAUUGUCUCCGUCAAUCGCUCAAGAUUGAUUACACGUAAAAUACAACAUAAAAUUAUUGAAAAUUCCGACUUCCACCGUUGUAAGAAUAUUCAAUUCAUUUGAAAGCUAAAGUAUUGAGGAAAAAUGCAAGCUGCAGAAACUUAUCUUGGCCCUUAAGAUACAAACUUUCAACCUAAUUGUCUAAGAGAAAUGUGCAUUCGUUGAGCUGCAAGAUUGAAAGGGAGCGACCCAUGGAGAUGUCGUCCAAGUCCUCCUUGCAUAACGAGCACAUUAAGCGGCCGAUGAACGCCUUCAUGGUUUGGUCGCGUGGACAGCGUCGUAAAAUGGCACAGGAAAAUCCGAAAAUGCAUAACUCGGAAAUCUCGAAGAGACUCGGCGCCGAGUGGAAAUUGUUGAGCGAGAGUGAAAAGCGACCUUUCAUCGACGAAGCGAAGAGAUUGAGAGCUCUUCACAUGAAAGAACAUCCCGACUAUAAGUACCGGCCGCGCCGAAAACCAAAAUCCUUGGUAAAGAAAGAGAACAAGUUUGGUUUCUCGAUAUCGCCACUGAUAUCUCCCGGUGACGGGUUGACCAACUUACCGCGUCUUCUGCCUCCAUUGGCGCCGCCUACACAUCAUCCGCUGAUGUCGCACGACGAUUUGAAAAUUCCGCGUUUUUUUCCGCCAUUUUCUUAUCCGUUUUAUCCGCUGCAACACAAACUAAAUGACGAUUUCAACGGCGGUAAAUUGGCUGCCGACUUGGCCCUUCAAGCCUUGUACAGCGGUACCACCCCUUAUCCCGGUCAUCUGACGAUGUCUUGGCCGACAAGUCUGUCGACAACCAGUUGCUUGCAGCCUACCAACAACUGCAAUUGUCCGAGUCCACCGAAGGAGCCUAAGAGAUCGUUUCUGCCGUCCAAAAUGGAUGACCCGCCCUUCCCGAGUCCGGUCAGAGCUGACGACAACGCCGUUGUCGCGGAACGGGAAGAAUCUCGGUACCGAAAAGUCGAGGAGGAUUUUUCUACUCUCGAGAGGCAUCAUCAUCAUCAGGAGGAUCGUUCGCAGGAUCGUUUCUCCUCGUCUUCGUCUUCUUCUCCGCCCACAGAACUCCAGCCGGAGAAAUCUUCCGCAACGACGACGAGUUCCUCGUCGUCUUCGAUGUCGAGCAGUAGAAUCGACAGCGCGUUCUCCGUUCAGAGCCUGACGUCAAGUAGCAGUAGCUCGAAUUCACAGCGUGGACACGUUAUAUGAAGACCGCUUCCGGUUCUCCCGGAUCUGAACUUCCGGGGGAACCUGGUACCAGCUACAUGGCCGACCGCGGACUGGUGGCGAGUAGCCCCGAUGCUGUCCCCAAUCCCGCAAACGACGGCCGCGAACCUGAGCACCGGUGUCAUCAAGGAAGACAUCCACUUCCAGGAGGAACAACAGAGGAACUCGAUAACCGUGCCCAGGUCACCCAGAAGCAAUUUACACAUCGCCAAUGUGCAGUGAUUUAGCCACAACGGUCGAUUUAGAAUCGUAUACCUAACUUCUAUAGGUUCGGUAAGAUAAAUCUUAACACUUCGAGAUAAAUCAGUGCAAUUGCAUAGGAGUAAGGAUCAACGUCCUGUUGUUGAAUUCGAAACGAAAACUGACAUUCGUCGUUUCAUAUAUAGUUUGGACAUUUUUGUUUUGUGAGUAACGUAAGGCGAUAAUAGUCUGUAUAAUGUGCAUAAUUUGUUUUUGUCAAGAAUAAAUCGAUUGAGAGAUA